AAGCAACUAAGUCUAGCUACUGAUCAGCCAAAGAAAAGGAGUAGAGAUAGUGAGAUCAAGGACAGUGAAUUAUGGCACACUUUGUUCUAAUUCAUGGUAUGUGCAAUGGAGCUUGGUGCUGGUACAAGGUUGUCUCGCUGCUCAAAUCGGCCGGUCACCGUGCCACGCCGUUGGACCUCGGCGCCAGUGGAAUCAACCCGAAGCAGAUCACCGAGCUGGAUUCUGUGUGGGAUUAUGCGCAGCCAUUGAUGGAAUUCAUGGCCUCUUUGCCUCAACACGAGAAGGUGAUAUUAGUGGGACAUAGUUAUGGUGGGGUUAUCAUUUCCUUAGCCAUGGAAAGUUUCCCUACCAAAGUGUCGGCUGCUGUUUAUCUCACAGCCUUGAUGCCCAAUCUUCAUUCCCCUAUUGCAACUGCAGUAGCCGAGUUCUUCAAAAGGGCUACGGGGGAGCCGAAAAUGGAUUCAGAGCUAUGGUUUGAUGAUGGACCCGAAAAUCCACCAACUCGUGCCUUGCCUGGACCAAAAUAUAUCGCAGCAAACGUUUAUCAACUCUCACCAAAAGAGGACAUAGAAUUGGCCGCAACGUUGCUGAGACAAGGAAAGUUCUUCAUGAAAGAUUUGUGUAUGGAAUCUCUGCUAACGAAAGAGAAAUUCGGUUCGAUCGAUGCGGUUUAUAUAGUAUGCAAAGAUGAUUUGCCGAUGAAAGAAAGCUUGCAGAAAUGGUACAUCGAAAACAGCACAGCAGUGGAUGUGAAGUUCAUAGAUGGAGCUGAUCAUAUGCCCAUGUUUUCCAAGCCCCAGGAGGUCUGCAAAUGUCUCCAACAAGUUGCUGAGAAAUAUGUUUGAUUCAUCAAUCAAAUAUUGAGUUUUACUUUUGAGUUCAA
Hibiscus syriacus is the source of this 883-nucleotide messenger RNA. Its product is annotated as methylesterase 10-like. The coding region runs from base 72 to 845 and encodes 257 amino acids. Gene Ontology annotation, molecular function: methyl salicylate esterase activity; methyl indole-3-acetate esterase activity; methyl jasmonate esterase activity. The transcript has 3 exons. Lineage: Eukaryota; Viridiplantae; Streptophyta; Magnoliopsida; Malvales; Malvaceae. Gene Ontology annotation, biological process: salicylic acid metabolic process; jasmonic acid metabolic process. The record is from RefSeq and is a predicted model, not a curated record.